Messenger RNA from Mixia osmundae IAM 14324, 936 nucleotides. RefSeq lists its product as uncharacterized. Gene Ontology annotation, molecular function: thymidylate synthase activity. NCBI's taxonomy places the organism in Eukaryota, Fungi, Basidiomycota, Mixiomycetes, Mixiales, Mixiaceae. Gene Ontology annotation, cellular component: mitochondrion; cytosol. The transcript is spliced from 2 exons. Bases 1 to 936 code for a protein of 311 amino acids. The record is from RefSeq and is a predicted model, not a curated record. Gene Ontology annotation, biological process: dTMP biosynthetic process.
AUGGCGAUUGAGAACGGCACGCAUCACGCACACGAAGAGCGGCAGUACCUCGAUCUGAUCAAUCGCGUCAUAGCGACUGGCGAGAGCAGGCCUGAUCGUACAGGCACAGGCACGCUGUCUCUGUUCGCGCCGCCCUCUCUGCGCUUCUCGUUACGCGACGGUGUGCUUCCUCUGCUGACGACUAAACGCGUCUUCCUGCGCGGCGUCAUCGAAGAGCUGCUUUGGUUUGUCAGAGGCUCCACGGAUGGUCUAGUUCUCAAGGCAAAGGGCGUCGGUAUCUGGGAUGGGAACGGCUCUCGCGCCUAUCUAGAUUCAAUAGGACUCACUGAGCGAAGAGAGGGCGACCUCGGGCCUGUCUAUGGCUUCCAAUGGCGACACUUUGGCGCGAAAUACAGAGGCGUAGAGGGCGAGAAUGGCGUGUCUUACGCGGGCGAGGGGAUCGAUCAGCUCGCAGAAGUUGUAAGAAAGAUCAAGGACAGUCCUACCGAUCGGAGGAUAAUCCUGUCUGCUUGGAAUCCUGCAGAUCUCAAGAUAAUGGCGCUGCCACCUUGUCAUAUGUUCUGCCAAUUCUACGUGUCCAACCUUACGCCAAGGGACGGCGAGCGAAGGAGACUGAGCUGCAUCAUGUAUCAGCGUUCUGCCGAUCUCGGCUUGGGCAUACCGUUCAACAUCGCCUCGUAUGCGCUCCUCACUUGCAUGAUCGCGCGUGUCACGGCCACAGAGCCCGACGAGCUCAUCAUGCAGCUCGGCGACGCUCACGUCUACAAAGAUCAUGUCGAUGCGCUCAGAACACAGCUCGAGCGAGAACCACGGCCUUUUCCCAGGUUCAGCUGGCGAGAUCGUACUGUCGAUGCAAUCGACGGCUUCGAAUAUGAAGACUUUGUCGUGUCCGACUACAAGCCUCAUCCGAAGCUCGAGAUGAAGAUGUCGGUCUGA